Thalassophryne amazonica is the source of this 3767-nucleotide messenger RNA. RefSeq names its product SPT16 homolog, facilitates chromatin remodeling subunit (gene supt16h). Gene Ontology annotation, molecular function: nucleosome binding. The transcript has 25 exons. The record is from RefSeq and is a predicted model, not a curated record. The coding region runs from base 331 to 3435 and encodes 1034 amino acids. Gene Ontology annotation, cellular component: FACT complex. Gene Ontology annotation, biological process: transcription elongation by RNA polymerase II; positive regulation of transcription elongation by RNA polymerase II. Lineage: Eukaryota; Metazoa; Chordata; Actinopteri; Batrachoidiformes; Batrachoididae.
ACAUGUAAUAUUUGGUUUCGGCGCAGUGGUGUUUUAAAAUAAGUUGUUUAUUGUGUGGACACGGAGGGGGAGGGCAAGAGUCAAAAGACUCACAGGAAGGAAAACCUACCGAUCACUAAGACUGGCUUGUGCUUAAUAGCGUCUUUAACAUAUCUGCAUGUGACUGCUUUUUGCACUUUAAGUGAUUAAUGACCCAUCGGCCUUUGUGGUGAAAUUAUAAGUAGCGCAGGCGUGGACGAGAAAAGUGCGUGGUUGACGAGAGUUUAGCAUCAGCCGGCCUGCUGCGAGGCGAAGCCGGGAGCUGGAGUUUGGUACCGAAGACUCACCAGCAUGGCAGUAAGCCUGGACAAGGAGGCCUACUACCGACGGAUCAAACGGCUGUAUGGCAACUGGAAGAAAGGAGAAGAUGAGUUUGGCAAAGUGGAUGCCAUUGUGGUGUCAGUCGGAGUGGACGAGGAGAUUGUAUAUGCCAAAUCCACAGCCAUCCAGACCUGGCUCUUUGGUUACGAGUUGACGGACACCAUCAUGGUGUUCUGUGACACCAAAAUAAUUUUUCUUGCGAGCAAAAAGAAGGUGGAUUUCCUCAAACAGGUGGCUGUGACUAAAGGCAACGAGAAUGCAAACGGUGUCCCACCCAUCACUCUGCUCACCAGAGAAAAGAAUGAAAGCAACAAGGCCAACUUUAACAAGAUGAUCGAGGCAAUCGGAGGCAGCAGAGAAGGGAAAACUGUAGGGGUGUUCAGCAAGGACAAAUUCCCAGGGGAAUACAUGAAGAGCUGGAACGACGCCAUCACAGCAGCGGGCCUGGAAAAAGUGGACAUCAGUGCUGUGGUCGCAUACACGAUGGCUGUAAAGGAAGAUGGCGAGCUUGGCCUUAUGAAGAAAGCGGCGGCCAUCACCAGUGAGGUUUACUCAAAGUUCUUCAAGGAGCGUGUUAUGGAGAUUGUUGAUGCAGAUGAGAAAGUGCGUCACAGUAAAUUGGCUGAGUCGGUAGAGAAGGCAAUUGAGGAGAAGAAGUAUUUGGGUGGUGCAGACCCUUCCACGGUGGAGAUGUGUUAUCCCCCCAUCAUCCAGAGUGGAGGAAACUACAGCCUCAAGUUUAGCGUCGUCAGCGAUAAGAACCACAUGCACUUUGGUGCCAUCACUUGCGCCAUGGGGAUCCGAUACAAGUCUUACUGCUCCAACCUGGUGCGCACACUAAUGGUGGACCCCCCGCAGGAGAUGCAGGACAACUACAACUUCCUACUGCAAGUGGAGGAGGAGCUGCUGAAAGAGCUCAAACACGGUGUAAAAAUAUGUGAUGCAUAUAAUGCUGUGGUGGAGUUUGUGAAGAAAGAGAAGCCUGACCUUUUACCAAAGCUGACCAAAAACCUUGGGUUUGCCAUGGGAAUUGAGUUCAGAGAAGGCUCCUUGGUUUUGAACGCUAAAAACCAGUACAAACUGAAGAAAGGCAUGGUGUUGAGCAUCAGUUUGGGCUUUGCUGACCUUGUGAACAAAGACGGCAAGAAGGAAGAACAGAAAAAAUAUGCCUUGUUUAUUGGUGACACGAUACAGCUCAAUGAGGAAGAAGCUGCAACGGUACUCACACCCGUCAAGAAAAAGAUCAAAAAUGUGGGAAUUUUCCUGAAGAAUGACGAUGAGGACGAUGAAGAGGAAGAUGGUGAUGAUGCUGAGGAGCUGCUGGGUAAAGGAGCUCGUAGCGCCGCUCUACUGGCAGAUCGAACCAGACUACUUGGGAAGAAUGAGAUGACGGCAGAGGAGAAGAGGCGGGCUCACCAGAAGGAGCUAGCCAACAGUUUGAACGAGGAAGCGCGACGUCGUCUGACUGAGCAGAAAGGCGAGCAACAGACUCAGAAGGCCAGAAAAUCCAAUGUGUCCUACAAGAACGUGUCCCAGAUGCCCAGAGAAAAGGACAUCAGAGACAUGAAGAUCUUCAUUGACAAGAAGUACGAGACAGUCGUCAUGCCCGUCUUUGGCAUUGCCACACCUUUUCACAUCGCCACCAUCAAGAACAUCAGUAUGUCUGUAGAGGGAGACUACACCUACCUGAGGAUCAACUUCUACGUUCCCGGGAGCUCUCUGGGACGACAGGAAGGAAAUAUUUUCCCCAACCCUGAUGCCACAUUUGUCAAGGAAAUCACAUACCGAGCAUCCAAUCUGAAAGCGCCAGGCGACACGUCGGUGCCCUCCACCAACCUGCAGAACGCUUUUCGCAUCAUCAAAGAGGUCCAGAAACGCUACAAGACACGAGAGGCUGAGGAGAAGGAGAAGGAAGGAAUAGUCAAGCAAGACUCGCUGGUAAUCAACCUCAACCGCAGCAACCCCAAACUGAAAGACCUCUACAUCAGACCCAACAUCGCACAGAAGAGAAUGCAGGGCUCACUGGAGGCUCACACCAAUGGUUUCCGUUUCACAUCGGUCCGCGGUGAUAAAGUGGACAUUCUUUACAACAACAUCAAACACGCCAUCUUCCAGCCGUGUGACGGAGAGAUGAUCAUCGUACUGCACUUCCACCUCAAGAAUGCCAUCAUGUUUGGUAAAAGACGCCACACAGACGUCCAGUUCUACACGGAGGUCGGCGAGAUCACCACAGAUCUGGGCAAACAUCAACACAUGCACGACAGAGACGACCUGUACGCCGAGCAGAUGGAGAGAGAGAUGAGGCACAAGCUCAAGUCUGCGUUCAAGAACUUCAUCGAGAAGGUUGAGACGCUGACGAAAGAGGAGCUGGAGUUUGAAGUUCCCUUCAGGGACUUGGGUUUCCAGGGCGCCCCCUACAGGAGUACCUGCCUACUACAACCUACCUCCAGUUCCCUUGUUAAUGUUACAGAGUGGCCGCCGUUUGUGGUCACUCUCGAUGAGGUGGAGUUGGUCCACUUUGAACGAGUUCAGUUCCACCUGAAGAACUUUGACGUGGUCAUCGUCUACAAAGACUACAACAAGAAGGUCACCAUGGUCAACGCUGUGCCCGUUAACUCCCUCGACCCCAUUAAGGAGUGGCUCAACUCCUGUGACAUCAAGUACACAGAGGGAGUCCAGUCUCUGAACUGGACCAAGAUCAUGAAGACCAUUGUUGAUGACCCUGAGGGUUUCUUUGAACAGGGAGGCUGGUCCUUCUUGGACCCAGAGAGCGAGGGAAGUGGUGCAGAGCAAGAUUCUGAAUCAGAAAUGGAGGAUGAAACAUUCAAUCCCUCUGCAGAUGAAGAGGAGGAGGAGGAGGAAGACAGCGACGAAGACUACAGCUCAGAGACGGAGGACUCUGAUUACAGUGCGUCUCUGGGCAGCGAGGAGGAGAGCGGGAAAGACUGGGACGAGCUGGAGGAAGAAGCCAGGAAAGCUGACAAAGAGAGUCACUAUGAAGAUGAGGAAUCCUCCAACCGCAAGAGGAAGGGCCGCUCAGUAGCCCCGCCCAGCAAGAAGAAGCGCCGCUCCUAAACAAGUUACACACACACACACACACUGCCAAACUGAAUUGUGUCUGUGCCCCAGCGGACUCUUCAGUGGUCACGCUCGUGCUCUGAUCCUCCACGUGUACAUAGACGUAGACAGGCGUUUAUUUUUGUGUUGGUGUUGAGAUGGUCAGAACGUACCAGCAGACACUCGGUUAGGCUCCGCCUCUUCAUUCCUCCCCUUUCCGUUCUGUCCGCGUGUGCAUGUGUGUCCAAACGGGGUUUUUAUUGCAGUUUUCUGUUUGUGAACUUAACUGUAAACAAACUUGACAUAUCUUUUUGCCAAGAGUUUUUUUAUAAAAGACUGAGAAAUCUUUU